GUUAAAUUUACAUUUUUGGCGCGCUGCGCAACAAAUGGGAAAAUAGUGCGCAGCUUUGAUGCUCUCGGGGUGAUUUUCACACAUUGAGCAAAUUGGCAAUAUGGCAACCUCCAUCGUCGGGAGACUUCUCGGGACUUCUGCAAGAAGUGUUUCAUUUAAUGGACUGAAAGCCUUCGCUCUUCACAAUGGAGCAUCAGUGAUCAGGGCUCCACGUAUGCUUCCCUGCAUUGCUGCACAAAAAGCUCUCUUCUCAAUAAGUGCUACUAGAUGGGCUCCAGCAGUCACUCAGUCAGCACCACACUUCAAAGGCACGGCUGUUCUUAAUGGAGAGUUCAAGGAAAUAAGCCUAGAAGAUUUCAAGGGCAAAUACCUUGUCCUUUUCUUUUACCCACUAGAUUUCACAUUUGUAUGCCCUACAGAGAUCAUCGCCUUCAGUGACAAGGCCAAUGAGUUCCAUGAUAUAAACUGUGAAGUAGUUGGUGUGUCUGUGGACUCUCACUUUACCCACCUGGCUUGGACCAACACCCCGAGAAAGAGUGGAGGAUUAGGGAAAAUCCACAUUCCCCUGUUGGCUGACCUCACAAAACAAGUGUCCCGAGACUAUGGGGUCUUGUUGGAGGGUCCUGGAAUUGCUUUAAGGGGUCUUUUCAUCAUUGAUCCUAAUGGAGUGAUCAAACACAUGAGUGUUAAUGACCUGCCGGUUGGGCGCUCUGUUGAGGAAACUCUCCGUCUGGUCAAGGCCUUCCAGUUUGUGGAAACCCAUGGUGAAGUCUGUCCUGCAAGCUGGACCCCAAAGUCACCCACGAUCAAGCCAACUCCAGAGGCCUCAAAAGAAUACUUUGAGAAGGUCAACUGAAAACCCAAAACUACUGGUACUAACAGAUCAUGCAAAUCUCAGCAGUUAACUGAAACAUCUUGCGCUGUAAUGCACACUAAAAUAAUUUAAGAUAAUUAUUUACAGAUCUCAGCAUAUUGGCAGUUAUUAGGGUGUAGAAUCUGUUUUGAUUUGUGUAUUUAAUAAGCUGUCUAAAUAAAAAAAGUGUAGUAUGUGUUGAA
Myxocyprinus asiaticus (Chinese sucker) is the source of this 1056-nucleotide messenger RNA. Its product is annotated as thioredoxin-dependent peroxide reductase, mitochondrial-like. The coding region runs from base 101 to 856 and encodes 251 amino acids. Gene Ontology annotation, molecular function: thioredoxin peroxidase activity. Gene Ontology annotation, cellular component: mitochondrion; cytosol. Lineage: Eukaryota; Metazoa; Chordata; Actinopteri; Cypriniformes; Catostomidae. The transcript has 7 exons. Gene Ontology annotation, biological process: response to oxidative stress; hydrogen peroxide catabolic process; cell redox homeostasis. The record is from RefSeq and is a predicted model, not a curated record.